CACAUGUGCACACAUCCUCACGUUCUCCCUCUGGUGGUCGCAAGGAAUGGUGGUUGGCCCUGGAAGUGCCACGGUGGCCUUACGGCGUUCGUUAGCAGGAUAGUCAGUUUAUCGUCGCUGAAUGUGGAAAGAUUCAGCUUUAGAAACAAGUGAAAUAUAUGUCACUUAUUUUUCUCUAAAGGUCACUAUAUGAAAUCAACAAUCUGGAUCGCAGCGGCAACAACAGAAAGAAGAUAGAGGAAUUCUCUAGGUCUUCUCGAGAAAAAUUGGUCCAGUCAAAGAACAAAAUGUUCUCCAAAUUUACAUCUAUUCUCCAACACGCAGUCGAGGCGCUUGCACCAUCACUGCCCUUGCAAGAGGAUUUUGUCUAUCAUUGGAAGGCAAUAACUCAUUACUACAUAGAGACUUCAGAUGACAAAGCCCCAGUUACCGACACGAACAUCCCAUCUCACCUGGAACAGAUGCUGGACAUUCUGACCCAGGAGGAAGGGGAGCGUGAGUCUGGAGAGACGGGGCCUUGCAUGGAGUAUCUCCUUCACCACAAGAUCCUUGAGACCCUCUACACCCUGGGCAAGGCUGAUUGUCCUCCCGGAAUGAAGCAGCAGGUGUUGACCUUCUACACUAAACUGCUGGGCAGGAUCCGCCAGCCCCUCCUGCCCCACAUUAACGUGCACAGACCCGUACAGAAACUCAUUCGGCUGUGUGGGGAGGUAUUAGCCGCACCCACAGAAAAUGAAGAGAUCCAGUUCCUGUGUAUUGUCUGUUUAAAACUCAAACAGGACCCUUACCUUGUGAACUUCUUCCUGGAGAAUAAGGUCAAACGUGUAGACACGAAAGAGCCAGUGGCAGAGGGCGUUAGGGAUUAUCCGUCAGCCCCAGACACAGGCCAAAACCCCCCUGGAGCCACAUCACCCAGCAGUCCAGAGGAGCUGGCAGCAACGCCAAGCAACCCUAUACCCAAUAACAACCAUUACAAUCUGGUCAGCUCCCUACUCAACCUGACAAAGAGUCCGGAUGGUCGAGUAGUGGUGAAGGCCUGUGAGGGCCUCAUGCUGCUGGUCAGCUUGCCGGAGCCGGCUGCCACCAAAUGCCUGACCGAGAAUACGGAGCUCUGUGAGCUGCUGACCAGUCGGCUGGCCUCGUUCUACCUGGCACUGCCUCAGUCCAUGGACCCACUGGACAUUGAGACGGUUGAGUCUGUCAAUUGGGGAUUGGAUGUGUAUAACCUGAAGGAGGAUGCUGCUGUCUUUACCGGCAAACGUGCGCUCAUCUCUUUUCUCUCUUGGCUGGACUACUGUGACCAGCUCAUCAAAGAGGCCCAGAAGUGUGCUGCAGCGAUUUUAGCCAGAUCGGUGAGGGAGAGAUUCCUCAUGUCCGUCAUGGAGCCACAGCUGAUGCAAACCUCCGAGGUGGGCAUCCUAACCUCCACCGCCCUGCUCAGCAGGAUCAUCCGGCAGGUGAGUUCCGAGACUCUGCUGCAGGAGACCGCCUACUUCAUCGUGGGCGAAGACACCGCACCAGAGACGCCCGCAGGAAUCGCCCAGGUCCCCCUGAGGCACAGGCUCAUCGAGCACUGCGACCACCUGUCGGAUGAGAUCAGCAUCAUGACCCUGCGCAUGUUCGAGCAGCUGCUGCAGAAGCCCACCCAGCACAUUCUGCAGAACCUGGUGCUGCGCAGCCUGGAGGAGAGGAACUACGCCGAGGUCAAGCCCCUGGAGGAGCGUGAGCCGCUGGAGAAUGGCCAGCCCCAUGAUUCUGUAGAUCUGGAGGAAGACCCAUUGUUCUCAGAUCUCUCCCCAGAUAACAGACUCUCUAAUCCUGACUGGCUAAGCUGCUCACCACCUCAACAUUCCGACAACGCAAAGUCUGAUGGGAAGACUGAGGUGCACAAAAUAGUAAACAGUUUUCUCUGUUUGGUCCCGGAUGAGGCCAAGUCCUCCAAUCAGGUAGAGGGCACUGGCUACGACACCUACCUGAGGGAUGCACACAGACAGUUCCGGGACUACUGUGGAGUCUGCCAGCGCUGGGACUGGAGAGGGCAGCCCAAGCCCUUUGAGAAGUGCAACCUGGACAGCCCCUUCUUUGAGGGCCACUUCCUCAAGGUUCUCUUUGAUAGGAUGGGUCGUAUCUUAGACCAGCCGUACGACGUGAACCUGCAGGUGACAUCAGUGCUGUCCAAGCUGGCUCUGCUGCCCCACCCACACCUCCACGAGUAUCUGCUGGACCCGUACAUCAACCUGGCCCCUGGCUGCAGGUCCCUUUUUGCAGUCAUCGUCAGGGUGGUGGGGGAUCUUAUGCUGCGGAUUCACCGUAUCCCCGAUUUCACGCCCAAACUUUUACUGGUCAGGAAGAGACUGCUGGGAAUGGAACCCGAGGGCUUGACCAUCGAUCAUGUGACUCUGCUGGAGGGGGUUAUCGUGCUGGAGGAGUUCUGCAAGGAGCUGGCCGCGAUCGCCUUUGUCAAGUUCCACGCGGCGGCGGCCUCCACCUCGCCGUGACCCGGUCCAGGAGCUGCAGCAGUGGACGGACACAGGGCCGGGACAGACACAGGCAGGGGACGGAUGAACACUGGACUCCAGCCAAACCCCUCAGAGGACAAACACAGGCCACCUGUCCAUAGACACCCAUCAGCAUCUCACCGACCCCCCCCCCUCCCCCCUCCCCAUCUCAACUUUCCUAGCAGGGAGCGGAGAGCUACUGAAGUGAAGUGCAAGAACAGUCCUGAGGAACACUGCACUAGGAGGUAAAUCCCACUGGGCCAUAGAGGGGUGGAGAACACGGUGUACUCUAAUAUAUAUAUCUCUCUCUCUCCCCACUCUUCUGCUCCUUCAUCGAUCAAAACCAUUUGGUCUUCCUCAAUACUUGUUUAUAUGUAUGCUAUUUAAGUUGUUCUGUUCUCUGCACCUGAAUCUGUGAUGUUGAUGAAUGAGUGUGACUGGCAGAUACAGGCGUGGUUGUAAAGGUUAUGUGGUAACUGCCACAGUCCCAGACAUAUCCUGCAUUUGGUAAGGGAAGUCUGUGGUUAGAGUUUGAUGUUUUUGUUUGGAUACCUAUUAAUGUAAAGUUAAUAAUUGAACUAUUAAUAUAUUCAUCAAACACAGACAUUCAGCUGAUUGGAAGGAAAAGAAAAAACAAGGCCAAAUAGAGGGGAAUGGGAUUUUUUAAUUAAUGGUAAAGUGUUUGGAAACUUUUUAUUGAUGUUUUAGUAACUGCAACAGCAUUUUCUUUCGUACAGUAUCACACCAACUCAGCAUUGUCCAUGUUUAAAGAACAUGUGUUUUCAGAAAGCAGACUCCCCGAGCUGCACAGGGGCUACCUCCAUGUGCACUUGUUACACAGAUCAUGCUGCAGCAGUGUCAACAGAACUGCUUACUUUGAUCAUAGGACAAGACUCUGUGUCUUUCCUGGAUGUCCAAGACAGUGUUUUUAAACCAUUUUAUGGUUAAUCUUUUACUCUGCUGCAUAUGUAUUUAUGUUGUGUGGGUGUGUGUGUGCCUUCAACUUGCUAAGUGUAUAGCUCCAUCCCAACUUUUACUCCAUGUUUAAAGACAGUUUAUUUAUAAGGAGGUGAUAGACCAGAAUGGAUUACUUUUAAGGAACUCUGCAGUACUAAAGUGGAGUACUAAAAUCAUAGAUAUAUUCUGCUUGACCUUCUAUCACAACCCAGCUGAUAAUUGCAUUUAGGCUAACACUUGGUCCUCUACGCGUCCACCUCUCUGUUCAUAACAUGCUAAAACACAACCGAGCACGAAAGUGUUUUUUGAAUCCAGUAACACAAAACCAUUUGCAGAUUGUAGUACUGUGCACCAAAGGGUAGACUUGCUUAAGCCUUUAGUUUAGUAACAAAUGUCAGUUCUGUGCAUUAGACAUGGUGUAAGAGAUGCCAGGAUGUCUGUUUUUAUUUAUGUGAGUUUUUGCACAUGCUAUUGGCCCUUGUUAGUCUGCCCCACCAGUGCAGUUCUCCCCCAGCAUGUUGACUGGAGGCUCAGGGAUGUGGGGCACUGAAGACACAAGUGCACCUCCACGUUUCAGCCUGCAGGAGGAGCACAUCUGAAUGUGUCCAGCAAUGCCCUCUUCCCUGGGCCACGCUUUGAAGAGCAACAGAUCUCAACAUUUUAACCUUGCUGGCUACCUUUUAAUGUAUUGAUUUGAUCUUAAGCAAGAAACCAGAGCUACGUAUUUAGGUGGAAUAUCAGGCCUAUGGGGGGGAAAAAGAGAUACUUUCUGUUCACUUUUGUGCUCCACGGUAACUUGGACUUGAGUAAUUGCUUGGAUAUGUGUUGUGAGGAGAAGAUGCGUGGACAUAAUUGUAUGAGAGCGCGUGUGCUAGUAAGUGAGCGACUGUGUAAGCGUGGUAAGUGCUUGGUUCCACUGAGUGGAUGGCUCAGUCUUAAGGUCAGGUAUAAUAUUAAGGCUUAUCAAUGUAAGCUUUGGUUUUGGAUGUUUUGAUGUCCUCUUGCUCCUGUGUGUCCUGCCUUAUAACGUAACUGAGCACAUCAUGCUUGCAUUUAAAGGCUAAAGAAAUUGCACAUUGUUAUUUUGUUCAUAUGCUUAAAAUGUUUUAUAGUACUUUAGGUUUAAUUUUAUUUUCAUCAUGAACCAAAAAAGAUGUACCAUUUAAAGAGUGGCUAUCUGUUUUUGUGGGGGGGGGGAGAAAACAUCUUUUUUAUUGAUCAUGCACAUUUUAUACAAAUGGACUUCUCAGAGCAUUCUUGACUUCUGUAUAUAUGUGUACAGUAGAAGUUGUGCUGUCUGGUGUAAAUGCAUGCACAUCCAUUUUCGGGUGAGUUUAGGAAAGCAAAGCAGCACCUCUCCAUCCAUUCAAAUACUGACAUCUGCACUUUGUUUCUGAAUGGCCACUGAUGAGAAAAAUGACCAAUGCCUUACUUCAUAUGCUGUGGAGGAGGUCUGAGAAGAUCUUUUUAAUGGAGACAGAGCUCUACACAGGGUGUUUUACCCGCAUUCAUUUCGAUGUUCAAUACUGAAAUUAGUUAUGCUUGAUUUUUUUUUUUAAGGACUUGAAUGUCCUUUUCCCCUUUUCAUAUAUCAGCUUUGACCAGCCACUGUAAAACCUUGGACAUCUGGUUGGCAGUACACAUGAUAAUGUUGAUCAUUACUGUUUGCCAGCUCUCCUUGAUAGAGGACAUUUGUCUUCUUUUGGGUAUCACUGCCAUUUUUGUCAUAAGUAAACAAUGUAUCUUUUGUGUUGAUAGCAAAUAGAUUGCAUGUUCAACUCUUUUUACCUCCCAAAUAUAGCAGGUUGUUGUUUGAAGUCCAUCUUGGGCAGGUAUCAGAAGAGGAGAAUGAAUGCCACACGUUCUCCUUGCAUAAGGAACACUGAAUUUGCACCUUUUCUGCUGAUAUUUACACACCUGUGAAAUUAAGAUCACCCUCCACUUAUAUGUACGUCUGAGAACCCAUAAAAGGAAAAUGGCUUUCUUAAAAUCAGUUACCGUCCCAUUAAAAAGACUGCUUUCUUUGAGGCUUGGUAGUUGAUGUCUCUUAUUAUUAUUGUUUGAAAAAAAUGUGUUUUCUUAUUAAAACCUGAUCAUUGCCAUUCUAAAUGUAGAGAGGGGGGAAUGUAUUGGCAUCUGGGAGCUGUCAUUAAGAAGACCCCUUCAUAUUGGUUGGUCUUGCAGGUCUUAAAGUACAGUUGGUUUUGUUAGGUGAAAAUUCACAUUAAAGUUUACCUCUGACUCCGGA
Messenger RNA from Clupea harengus (Atlantic herring), 5703 nucleotides. RefSeq names its product FHF complex subunit HOOK interacting protein 2 (gene fhip2a). The record is from RefSeq and is a predicted model, not a curated record. NCBI's taxonomy places the organism in Eukaryota, Metazoa, Chordata, Actinopteri, Clupeiformes, Clupeidae.